Messenger RNA from Rhodofomes roseus, 756 nucleotides. RefSeq lists its product as uncharacterized. The transcript is spliced from 3 exons. The annotation marks the transcript as partial. Lineage: Eukaryota; Fungi; Basidiomycota; Agaricomycetes; Polyporales; Fomitopsidaceae. The record is from RefSeq and is a predicted model, not a curated record.
CGAGUGGUGAUCCCCAUCGUACAUCUGGCCACGGCAGAUCAUACAAGCGAGCGCCGGAACCCAGCGGAACGCGCCUGGAACGCGCCCUCCUUGUCCAAGACAAUGUAAGUCGCCUAUCCUGCGCCUGUCUUCCAGCACCAUCGUAUCAUCCCUGCAGUUUCUCUACACCUUCACACCACUUAUGACUUGGGUUCUUGGAUGGCCUCUGUACCGCAAGGACUCGCUUGAGAUUGCGAAGAAGCACAACCUCGUCAAAGACCCCAAAGCCGGAGAUGACCGGCGCAUCCAAACUGCCAGAAUGUGGAUCGCAGACCAAGUCGGCAUCAUCAACGCGUACUCUUGCUGGGUGGACGAUAAGCCCGAGUUUGUCUAUGCCGCGUACGUCGAGUUCGGGGACAAGCGUGAACCUCCGGCGAAAGUCCCUCGCGCCAACAUGAUCACGGACAAGCAGUACACCCGCCUCAAGCGCGCCAUGCCGCUCAAGAACUUUGGAUGGUACCAGCAUAAUGACCCGUCAUGCGAGCUUUACAGGAGCCCCGUACCUGAAUACGAUAAUGACGAGGAUGACAGUGACGAGAAUAGCAACGGUAGCGGUGGCGAGAGCAGCGACGAGGACAGCGACGGCGACAAUGACGAGAGCAGCAAUGCAGGCCCUGACGACGAAGAGCGGAUGGAUACGGCCAAGAAGUCUGCAGGAGAUGAUAGUGACAACGAGACUGUGACCGACGGUGUUGUCUCCGCUGUGGAUUCUGGGGU